Molecule: messenger RNA, 1929 nt
Organism: Effrenium voratum
Lineage: Eukaryota; Dinophyceae; Suessiales; Symbiodiniaceae
Source: the annotation of a GenBank genome assembly
AUGCACCGCUCGCGGCAGGCUUCUCAUCUUGGCUGGGGAGCGAAGCGCCGUGCAGUUGCGCCACUUCUGGCAUUGACUCUGUGGGCGGUUUUCCUGCAUGGGACUGGGGAAGCUCAAAGAGAAGCCCCCAGCCUGUCCUCCAGAGCCUUUGUGCCAGGCAUGCGGACGCCAAGAUUGUCGAAAUUUCCAAGACAUGCUCACAAAGAAAAACCUUUGUCGUUUGAAGAGUUGCCACAGGAUGCAGCACAUGAGAGUAAUGGGCUGAAUUCCUGGAAUGCAACUCGCAUGGUCUUGUCUACUUCAUUGGUCGCUCUCCUCCUCUCAGUUGGAACAGCAAUGUACUUUCAGACCAGUUCGCCGCAACUUUCAAGCGAACAAGUUACAUAUGCUGCCUGGUAUUCUAGGGUUGCUGACAGGGUGCGGGCCCUUGUGGCAGAAAAGCCAGUGGCCGGCAUUGCAUCAAUCGCAAAACGAAUUCGAAACAUGAGCUCCCUGUUGGACGUCACCCAGGAAGACGUCUACACUGAAUUCUGGGAGAGUCUCCAAUCAGAUGUCUUGAUUUUCAGGGCGUAUCUGCCAUUGUUGGACUAUUUCAUGGCAUCGACCUAUCCUCAUCCAACUCCACAGCAAGAGUCUGUGCUGUCGGCCUUGCAAUUUGAGCUGUCCCGGUUUCGGCAGGCCCUGAGUGACUUUGAUGCAUGCGUUCGCAACAAAAACAUCAGGGGGACCGAGAAGGCAUUUGCCGAGUUGUCCGUGGCCUAUGACAGGUAUCUCAAAGGCGCUGCCUUGUACGAGGGCUACGAUCCCAUGACGAGCACUGAGAUCCUCUACAAGGACAUCACCGACGCCCAGCUCGUGUAUACUCCAUCUGCAGUGCAAAAGCCUGCAGUACGAGAUGAAGUGCUGGUGAUCCGGGGUCCGGACAAAGGGAAGAUCGGUCGAGUCAUUUGGUUGUACGAUCAGUUGACUGCAACUGUGAAGCUGGAGCCGAAUCCUUUGCUCGGUGGCUCAGAAAUUAAGGGCUUCAGAGAGGUGAAGUCCUUUCCGCAGUCGUGGAUUGCACUGACGCGGACGAACGAGCAAAACCGGGUGCUGGAUUUGGUGAUGGCCGCGCUGGCCACUUUCUUCACCUGCUGUGUGACCUACCCGCUUGAAACUAUCAAGGCAAGGGUACAGGCAGCACAGCCCUUGCUUGAUGAGCAGCAAUCCUUGGGUGGAUUGUACAACGGAUUGGUGGUUACACUGAUCCGAGAAAUCCCAGCAAAGAGCCUGUACAUCUCAGGCUUCAACAGCAUCACUCGGUUUUUCUGUUUGCUGCCCUUUAUCGAUGCAAACAAUGCAGAUCUGAAGCUUCUGGUGAUGAUACCAGCAGGUGCUUUGGCUUACUUUCCCGGGACGUUUCUGCGAGCUCCGUUCGAGCUGCUCAGCCGGCAAAUGCAGACUGGCAUGUUCGAUUCUGAAGAGGCAGCAGUGACCCAACUUCUGUCCAAUGACGAGCGCCUGCAGCAGAGCCUUUUCAAAUCUUGGGCCUUGGUCUUGUUGCGGGGUUUGCCGUUUGGUGCCUUGCAGUACUCCCUCUACGACUUUCUCCAUGAACAUCUGGAAGUGGUGCAGUACGGCAUUCCGCUGAGCCUGCAACCGGUGAUUUGGGGAGCUUUGUCCGGAGCAAUGACCGGGUUGCUCACCAACCCCCCCGAUCUGGUGUUGUCAGUCCUGCUUACGCAGGAAGAGGCGAAAAGGUCAGAUGAGGAUGAGGAUGUCUUUGAAGCCUUCGCUCGAACCUCGGGGUCCAUCUUGGAAGCUCAAGGCGUUGCUGGCUUUUUUCAGGGGGCAUCAGCAAGAGCUGUGCAGAUUGGCAUGGAGUCUUGCGUGUUCUUCACGAUCCUGGAGGGGCUGAAGGAUGGCGCCAAACUCAUCUUAGACUUUUGA